Caenorhabditis auriculariae is the source of this 1815-nucleotide messenger RNA. NCBI's taxonomy places the organism in Eukaryota, Metazoa, Nematoda, Chromadorea, Rhabditida, Rhabditidae. The record is from the annotation of a GenBank genome assembly.
AUGGGUAACGUGGCGACGCGCAAGCGACCUGCCGACAAGGUUUUUUUUUAAAGUUUUCUGUUGCUUUAGUUAUUGGAUUACUAAAACGAGGCUGAUUUUAUCGAAUUACCAAUUUUCAAGCUUGCUUUUUUAACUUUUUUUUAAAAAUUCAGGCAGAUGAACCAGAACGAAAGCGUAUGCGUUUCUCACUUGAACCACAUUAUGAAGAGGUUAUUUUAUUUUGAUUUUGUACUUCCUUAAUUACGUAUGUUCUAGAUCAACAUUUCAUCACGGUUACGUUUCUUGCGUCAGAGACUGCAAGCCCGUAGAAGUGAGUGUAUGAAUAACAAAUAGGAUGUUCAUUGUUCGUUUGCGGCACAUUUUCGGAGAGAAGAUACUGUUUAUUGAAAGGUUAACCGCAUAAAUUAUGACAAUGACAUGAGUUCAAUCUGAACUAAUUUCACAUUUUUGCUCUCCGAAGAAUCAUUUUAUGUACUUAUUUUCAUCUUUCCGCCCCACUUUAUUUUUUUCAUGUUUUUGUCCCAAUCAAGUCUAAAAGCUCCAAAACUAACCUUCUCCGCCACUUGAUCCGCCCAAUUUUCAUCUCUUUCGGCUCGUGAUUGUUUCUGUGCAAAGGUGUUGAAAUAGACGGACAUACGUUUACGAGAGCUUGGCAAACAGUUCACUUUCAUCGAAAUUUGUCCGCUCAGACGCCGUGUCAUGCGAUUAUUUGGGUGAGAGGCAAAACAGUCGCUUUUAGACUUGCCAAUUUUCUCUUGUAUUUGCCUCGAGGAUUUUUUUGUCGGUGUUGUUUUUGCAGGAGCUAUUCCCUUCUUCAGCUUCUUUAGUUUUCGUGUGGGAAUAGAGAGUUAGAGACAUAUAUCUGUGGCGAUCAAUUUAAAGCCUAAAAGAUUGUUCGAUUCUUUUCUGAUAAUUUUAAAGUGUAAAUUAGAACAGAUAUGUAGAGCUGAAAAAGAACUUUUUUCUUUCAAUUUUUUUUAAAAUUUAGUAUCAAUUCCUCUAAUACCUGAGUAUCAUAAGCCAAAAAGAGAAAAAUUUAUUUCCAUACAUGAAUUUGGAAGAAAAAGAAACUGUUUCCUAGUUUUAUUUUCGAGAUGACGGUAGAAGACGUGCACUCCACGAACCUUUUUCGGCCCUCACUCCUUCGAGAGAAGACGAAGUUGAAGAACCCCACACAGGAGAAGGUUUGAAAUGGAACACUAGAAUUUAUCUUUUUUCCUUCUAGUGACUCCAACACCUCUGAAGAAGGACUGUCCUUUGCCGUGGUUUGACGUUUUAUUUCUGCCCGAGUUCCCCACCAGGAGUAUCAUCAACGAGAAAAGUUUCACGGUAGGUGUGAGGGAAUAUGUGUGCGACAAGUUUGAAAGAGAGUGCACUGUAUCAGUAUCUUUUCAAUCCAGAUUUCAGUGUUUUGUUCAAAAAAGUUCACAAAUUAGAUUCGAAAUUCUUGAAUUUAGGUUUUGACUUCUUUAAAAACCCUUUAAAGAAGGGCAUCAAAAUUUUUGUUGCUAGUCGUUAUUUUUAUCAUCAUUGAUUGAAUAUACAUAUUUUAAAACUUCUGUUAUUGUUGCAUCCAUCGUUUUUUUGCGGUAAUUUACAAGGGUUUUAGUUUUGAUCAGUCUUUUUCAGUUGGAGCGGCAGCUAGGUAGAGGCUCCUUUGGCACGGUGUACUGCGCCAGCGCCUUGCACGACUCCCAACGCAAGUUCGCCAUCAAGGUACAGCAGAAGAACGAGGUGAUCAGUCGGCACGCAGUACUGCAGGUGCGGCGCGAGGCCAGCAUCCAGGUGAGAGCCACAAAAAGUCCCCAAAAGUGA